Lathyrus sativus (Indian pea) is the source of this 1866-nucleotide messenger RNA. Lineage: Eukaryota; Viridiplantae; Streptophyta; Magnoliopsida; Fabales; Fabaceae. The record is from the annotation of a GenBank genome assembly.
AUGGCUGAGUCUUCCCCUUGCCUCUUUCGAUCGUUCUCCGUUCCCUCUGACACUAGUUGCGCCCCACACGAGGGUAACCCUCUUCGUGCUCUUGGAGAAUCUAUCUCUUUUGGGAGGUAUAUGUCCGAAAGCUUGAAUUGGGAGAAAUGGUCGGUAUUCACGCAAAACCGGUAUGUUGAGGAAGCUGAAAAAUAUUCAAAACCAGGUUCUGUUGCUGCUAAAAAAGCUUACUUUGAGGCUCAUUAUAAGAGAAAGGCAGCUGAGAAGGCGGCUGCAUUGGGCGAAGAAGCAAAUAGAACUUUUGAUUCGGAAAGUUUUGAAAGAAACUGCACUGAUGUGUCUGCUCAGAGAACGUCGGAAGCUGACAGCGUUGUGACGGCCAAUGAUGAGAUAAGUAAAGAUAUUGUCGACUACCAAGUUGUUGAUUGUGAUGUUAGAAACGAAUGUAAAUGGGAUGGCGGGGAAACUGAUUUGGAGAUAAAGUCGGAAGCCGACAGCAUUGAGAUAACCAAUAUAGAGAUAGAUAAAGAGACUAUUGUUUACCAAGUUGUUGAUCGUGAUGAUACAAACCAAUGUAAAUGGGAUGGCGGAGAAAAUGAUUUGGAAAUAAAGUCAGAAGCCGACAGCAUUGAGAUAACCGAUAUAGAAAUAAAUGAAGAUACCGUCGAUUACCAUGUUGUUGUUUGUGAUGAUACAAACCAAUGUAAACGGGAUGACGGAGAAAAUGAUUUAGACAUUUCUGAGGUGGAAGUAGCAGAGAAAGUCCUAUAUCCUUGCAAUGAUAUGAAUCUUAAUGUAGAAAGUUGCGUGCUUGUGGAUAAUUCUAAUCAGCUUGAUCAUGUUGAAGUCCAUAAGAAUACUGUCACCUCCAUUGAAGAGAAGGCGCCUGAUCCUGGCAUUACUGUUCAGGAAGUUUUGGCUUUGCCUGUCAAGGGAAGAGAAAUAAAUUCUUCUCCAAAAUCAUUGGCCAAAACUAGGGCUGAAAAACUGCCUCCGUCCCGUGAGCAAAGGAAAUCUUCUGCUUCUGUAUCAUCACGUAGAAUUGGAAUAAUCAGUGGUUUGAAAUGUGAUAACUCUAUUGGAGGCCUAGUCGAGACGAAGAGACUAACCGCACAGUCACUCCACACAUCAAUCAGUCUUCCUUCUGGCAUUGGUGAAACAAGCAAAACAACUGAUGCAGCUUUACGAUCAAGAAAUGCCACAAACAGGUUUUUACCAAGUAAGAAUUCUGUUGGAAGCUUAGUUGAGAAUAAGAGGUUGGCUACAUCGUCACUUCACAUGUCGGUCAGUGUUCCAUCCGGCACUGGUGUAGCAAGUAAAACCACUACUACUGCAUCAGUUAAACCCAGAAACGGAACUAACAUUGUUGCAAAAAGUUUGAAGUCUAUUGGAGUCUCAAUGGAGAAGAGACUAACUUCAAGGUCACUCCACAUGUCUAUCAAUCUCUCUUCUGGUGCUGGCGAGACAACACGAACAGCAACACAGGCAUCUCACGAUUUGUUAAAUCAAGCUCCAACAAAUCUUCCUUCUCAAGGCAGAAGCUGCCUGAAAUCUUCAAGCACCGCCCAAAGCAAUCCCCGACUCCCUACCAAAUCAUUGCCCUUUAGAUUCAGAAGUGAAGAAAGAGCAAUAAAACGCAAAGAAAGGAUGGAAGAAACUAAAUCCAAGGAAGAAGAGAAAGUUCAAAUACAAAGGAAAGCAACUUCUAGUUCUAGCACAAUAAAAAAUUUGGGAAAAUCACGGAAGCCUACAAUCAGCACCAAUAAUCCCAAACGUAUUACAGAGAUAAAUAACCGAACAAGGCAAUCAGGAACUUCAUUAUCAAAUACCUCAUGGGAAAAUGCUUCUCCAAAUAUUCAGCAUUGA